CUUACAUUCAUGGUAAGGUUUCUUGGCAGCAUUGCUGAAUGAAUGUUUAGCUAAGACUGUCUUGUGAUUUCAUUGUGGGUUUUUUUGUACAUUUUGUGAAGAAAAAAUAAAGAGUGGAAAUGCAGUUGCAUAUAUCGCCGAGCUUGAGACAUGUCACUGUAUUGCCUGGAAAAGGUGUUAGGGAGUUUAUGAAAGUGAAGAUUGGGUCGAGGAGAUUGUCGUAUCGCAUGGUUUUCUACUCAGUUUUGCUCGCUGCGUUUCUUCUCCGGUUUGUGUUCGUGUUAGCUGCUGUUGACAACAUUGAUGGACAGACGGGUUGUUCGACUAUAGGCUGCUUGGGGAAAAGAUUAGGACCAAGAAUCUUGGGAAGAAGAGUACUCGAAUCCACUGUGCCAGAAGUGAUAUAUCAAGUACUGGAAGAACCUGUUGAUCAAGGUGGAGUUCAAUUAGGACCAGAAAUUCCUCAAACUCUAGAAGAUUUUAUUGCAGAAAUGAAGGAUGAACGGCCUGAUGCCAAAACUUUUGCUGUCAAGCUCAAAGCUAUGGUCACACUCCUCGAACAGAGAACAAGAACAGCAAAAAUCCAGGAAUACCUGUAUCGACAUGUGGCAUCGAGUAGCAUACCUAAGCAGCUGCACUGCCUUGCUCUAAAACUAGCAAACGAGCACUCUAUCAAUGCCAAUGCCCGCCUCCAACUUCCCUCAGCAGAAUUAGUCCCUGCCCUCGUUGAUAACUCAUUCUUUCACUUUGUUCUUGCCUCUGACAACAUCCUUGCCGCAUCUGUUGUUGCAUCAUCCCUUGCUCACAACUCAUUGCACCCUGAAAAGGUUGUCCUACAUAUAAUAACAGACAGAAAGACCUAUUAUCCAAUGCAGGCAUGGUUCUCGCUCCAUCCUUUAACACCCGCAAUCAUUGAGGUUAAAGCAUUGCACCACUUUGAUUGGUUUACAAAGGGGAAGGUCCCUGUCUUGGAAGCAAUGGAGAAAGACCAAAAAGUACGCUCCCAGUUUAGGGGAGGAUCAUCAGCCAUUGUGGCAAAUAACACAGAGAAACCAUAUGUUAUUGCUGCUAAGUUGCAGGCACUAAGCCCCAAGUACAAUUCCGUGAUGAAUCACAUUCGUAUACAUUUGCCAGAGUUGUUUCCAAGUCUUAACAAAGUAGUCUUCCUGGAUGAUGACAUUGUGGUUCAAACUGAUCUUUCACCGCUAUGGGACAUUGAUAUGAACGGGAAAGUGAAUGGAGCUGUGGAAACAUGUAGGGGAGAAGACAAAUUUGUAAUGUCAAAGAGAUUCAAAAGCUAUCUGAAUUUUUCUCAUCCUCUAAUAGCAAAUAGCUUUGAUCCUAAUGAAUGUGCAUGGGCCUACGGCAUGAAUAUAUUCGACCUAGAAGCUUGGAGGAAAACAAACAUAAGCCGGACAUACCAUUUCUGGCUUGAAGAGAAUCUGAAGUCGGACCUAAGUCUAUGGCAGCUAGGAACCUUACCUCCAGGUCUCAUAGCUUUCCAUGGCCACGUCCACAUUAUCAAUCCCUUUUGGCACAUGCUGGGAUUAGGGUACCAGGACAACACAACCAUUGAGGACGCAGAAAGUGCUGGUGUCAUCCAUUUCAACGGUCGAGCAAAGCCUUGGUUAGAUAUAGCAUUUCCACAGCUGCGGCCUCUAUGGACAAAGUAUGUUGACUUCUCUGACAGAUUCAUAAAGAGCUGUCACAUAAGAGCAUCUUAGGAAAUACACAGUGAUGGAGAACAUUUUUACCCUUUUAUACCUGUACAUGAGAGAGCAGGACAGACAUCGAAAGUUCUGCAGAAACAUAGGAAUCUCUUGCAGAGAUGAUAACAGCCACAGGACUCAAAAUUUUGGGAACUCUUUCUUGGUUCUGAGUUCUUAAAUAUAUCACAAAUUUAUUCAAUUUUUCAUUUGUUCAGAAGGAAUAAUCAAUUUAUUCUGUGAUCAUCAGAUCUUAGUCGUUACACAUUGCAGACAACAAUUCUAUCCUCUAAAUAACAGAAGUUGGUCAGU
Molecule: messenger RNA, 2018 nt
Organism: Sesamum indicum (sesame)
Lineage: Eukaryota; Viridiplantae; Streptophyta; Magnoliopsida; Lamiales; Pedaliaceae
Product: putative galacturonosyltransferase 12
Molecular function (GO): polygalacturonate 4-alpha-galacturonosyltransferase activity
Source: RefSeq, a predicted model, not a curated record